This is a messenger RNA of Ixodes scapularis (black-legged tick), 534 nucleotides long. RefSeq names its product lipase member M-like. The coding region runs from base 1 to 534 and encodes 177 amino acids. The record is from RefSeq and is a predicted model, not a curated record. The transcript has 4 exons. NCBI's taxonomy places the organism in Eukaryota, Metazoa, Arthropoda, Arachnida, Ixodida, Ixodidae. Gene Ontology annotation, biological process: lipid metabolic process.
AUGGACCCUGAUUCGACUAGGAAUGUGUCUGAAUUGAUCUCCAGCAAAGGCUAUCCAGUCGAAGAAUACGAGGCUGCAACCAGCGACGGUUAUGUGAUCCGCAUUCAACGUAUUCCACGAGGGAAAAACGAACGCCAGGACGCACCUUUGUCCAAUAAGACAACGAUAUUGCUGCAACAUGGCGUGCUCGGUGCCUCAUCAGAUUUCGUUAUAAAUUUUCCCAACCAAAGCUUGGGAUUCAUUCUGGCCGACGCUGGAUACGAUGUUUGGUUGGGAAAUUCCCGUGGAAAUACGUACUCAAGUCACGUAAACCUCACUCGAAAAGAGAGGAAAUUCUGGGACUUCAGCAUUGACGAAACGGCUUCCGACGAUUUACCAUCAAUGAUUGACACUGUUUUGAGGGAAACGGGUAAAGAAAAACUUCAGUACGUCGGGUGGUCACAAGGAGCACUGCAGAUGCUCGCCCUGCUCUCUGAGAAACCAGAAUACAACAAAAAGCUAUUCAAAAGAAGCUCACGAUGUUUAGAAUUUUAG